CACCACCACCACCCCCCAUCACCACCGCCAUCCCCCAUCACCACCCCACCUCACUCCCAGCACCACUCCUCCACCUCCACC
Messenger RNA from Homarus americanus (American lobster), 81 nucleotides. RefSeq names its product forkhead box protein B2-like. NCBI's taxonomy places the organism in Eukaryota, Metazoa, Arthropoda, Malacostraca, Decapoda, Nephropidae. The annotation marks the transcript as partial. The transcript is spliced from 2 exons. The record is from RefSeq and is a predicted model, not a curated record.